Molecule: messenger RNA, 3648 nt
Organism: Charadrius vociferus (killdeer)
Lineage: Eukaryota; Metazoa; Chordata; Aves; Charadriiformes; Charadriidae
Gene: IFT122
Product: intraflagellar transport 122
Exons: 28
Coding region: 232-3621 (1129 amino acids)
Biological process (GO): protein localization to cilium; non-motile cilium assembly; intraciliary retrograde transport
Cellular component (GO): intraciliary transport particle A; non-motile cilium
Molecular function (GO): protein binding
Source: RefSeq, a predicted model, not a curated record
GAUCUUGCAUUCAAACCAGAUGGGACUCAAUUGAUAAUUGCUGCUGGAAAUAGGCUGCUGGUGUAUGAUACUUCUGAUGGAACCUUAAUUCAGCCUUUGAAAGGACAUAAGGACACUGUAUACUGUGUGGCUUAUGCUAAAGAUGGCAAACGCUUUGCAUCUGGCUCGGCUGAUAAAAGUGUGAUAAUUUGGACUUCAAAGUUAGAAGGAAUUCUGAAAUACACGUAAGUGAUGCCUUUCAAUUCAAAAGGGACUUUGAUUAUGCACUUCUGCUAUCAAAGAGUACGUGCUGUUAGAUUUGGAAGAAGGUUGACUAAGGUCAGAGAAAAUGCCAAGGGGCAUAAUGACUCUAUACAGUGCGUUUCAUACAAUCCUCUUACACAUCAGUUGGCAUCCUGCUCUUCCAGCGACUUUGGCUUGUGGUCUCCUGAACAGAAGUCAGUCUCUAAGCAUAAAACUAGCAGUAAGAUUACUUGCUGUAGCUGGACAAAUGAUGGCCAGUACCUUGCUUUGGGGAUGUUCAAUGGCAUUGUCAGCAUACGGAAUAAGAAUGGUGACGAGAAAGUAAAAAUAGAGCGUACAGGGGGUGCUUCAUCUCCAAUAUGGUCGAUUUGUUGGAAUCCAUCCAGAGAUGAACGUAAUGAUAUUUUAGCUGUGGCAGACUGGGGUCAGAAACUUUCCUUUUACCAGCUUAGUGGCAAACAGAUUGGGAAGGACAGAGUGCUCAACUUUGAUCCUUGCUGUGUUAGCUAUUUUACUAAAGGAGAGUAUAUUUUACUGGGAGGUUCAGAUAAACAAGUUUCCCUCUUCACGAAGGAUGGUGUGCGUCUUGGUACCAUAGGAGAGCAAAGCAGUUGGGUGUGGACAUGCAAAGUUAAACCAGACUCCAACUAUGUGGUGAUAGGAUGCCAAGAUGGAACAAUAUCCUUCUAUCAGUUGAUUUUCAGCACUGUUCAUGGCCUUUAUAAAGAUCGCUAUGCUUACAGAGACAGCAUGACUGAUGUUAUUGUCCAACACCUCAUCACUGAGCAAAAAGUUAGAAUAAAAGGCAGAGAACUUGUAAAGAAAAUUGCCAUCUACAAAAACAGAUUAGCAAUCCAGAUGCCAGAGAAAAUCUUGAUUUAUGAGUUAUACUCGGAUGAUUCUUCAGAUAUGUAUUAUCGGGUGAAAGAAAAGAUAGUAAAAAAAUUUGAAUGCAACUUGCUGGUUGUAUGUUCAGAUCACAUUAUUUUAUGCCAGGAGAAAAGACUACAGUGCCUCUCAUUUAGUGGCAUUAAAGAACGAGAAUGGCUAAUGGAAUCUCUUAUUCGUUAUAUUAAAGUAAUUGGAGGACCUCCAGGAAGAGAAGGCCUCUUAGUUGGUCUAAAGAAUGGUCAGAUUCUGAAGAUAUUUGUUGAUAAUGUCUUCGCAAUCGUCCUGUUGAAGCAGUCCACAGCUGUGCGCUGUCUGGAUAUGAGUGCAUCUCGAAACAAGCUGGCAGUGGUUGAUGAAAAUGAUACCUGCCUAGUAUAUGAUAUUCAUACCAAAGAGUUGUUGUUUCAGGAACCCAAUGCUAAUAGCGUGGCCUGGAAUACACAGUGUGAGGAUAUGCUUUGCUUUUCUGGAGGGGGUUACCUCAAUAUCAAAGCUAGUAACUUCCCUGUCCAUCAGCAAAAACUUCAAGGCUUUGUUGUGGGUUACAACGGCUCCAAGAUCUUCUGUCUUCAUGUUUUUUCUAUGUCAGCUGUUGAAGUUCCGCAGUCUGCACCCAUGUAUCAAUAUCUGGAACGAAAAAUGUUUAAAGAAGCCUAUCAGAUUGCAUGUUUAGGAGUAACUGAUACUGACUGGAAAGAACUGGCCAUGGAAGCCUUAGAAGGGCUGGAGUUUGAGACUGCUAAAAAGGCAUUUACCAGGGUACGAGACCUUAGAUAUUUAGAACUGAUCAGCAGCAUAGAGGAACGGAAGAAGCAUGGAGAGAACAACAAUGAACUGUUCCUAGCAGAUGUUUAUGCCUACCAGGGAAAAUUCCAUGAGGCAGCAAAGUUGUACAAAAAGAGUGGCCAUGAAAACCUAGCUCUUGAUAUGUACUCUGAUUUACGCAUGUUUGACUAUGCAAAGGAUUUUCUGGGAUCUGGAGACCCCAAAGACACAAAGAUGCUAAUAAAAAAACAAGCGGAUUGGGCCAAGAAUAUCAAUGAACCAAAAGCAGCAGUGGAGAUGUACCUCUCUGCAGGCGAGCACAUGAAGGCCAUAGAAAUCAGUGGGGACCAUGGCUGGGUUGACAUGUUAAUUGAAAUAGCUCGAAAACUGGAUAAAGCUGAGCGUGAGCCUUUGUCAAAAUGUGCCUUCUAUUUUAAGAAACUUGAUAACCCUGGCUAUGCAGCAGAAACCUACAUGAAGGUUGGUGACCUGAAAGCAUUGGUCCAUCUCCACGUGGAGACUCAUCGCUGGGAAGAAGCAUUUGCUUUGAGUGAAAAGCAUCCUGAAUUCAAAGAUGAUGUUUAUGUCCCUUACGCUCAGUGGCUAGCAGAGAAUGAUAGAUUUGAAGAAGCCCAAAAAGCGUUUCACAAGGCUGGCAGGCAGAGUGAAGCUGUAAGAGUGCUGGAGCAGCUAACGCACAAUGCUGUGGUUGAAAGCCGAUUUAACGAUGCAGCCUAUUAUUAUUGGAUGCUUUCCAUGCAGUGUUUAGAUAUAGCCCAAGAGAAUGAACAACAGAAGACUGAAAUGUUACAGAAGUUUCAUCACUUCCAACGUUUGGCAGAAAUUUACCAUGUCUAUCACUCUAUUCAAAGAUACACUGAGGAGCCUUUCAGUUUCCACUUGCCUGAAACCCUCUUCAAUAUUUCCAGGUUUCUGCUUCACAGCUUAACAAAGGAGACUCCUUUGGGGAUCUCAAAAGUCAAUACAUUAUUUGCCCUGGCAAAACAGAGUAAAGCUCUUGGUGCAUAUAAACUGGCUCGUCACGCCUAUGACAAGUUACAGGGACUGCAGAUCCCAGCUAGGUUCCAGAAAUCAAUUGAGCUGGGCAGCCUGACAAUCCGAUCCAAGCCAUUCCAUGACAGUGAAGAGCUUGUGCCCUUGUGCUAUAGGUGCUCUACCAACAACCCUUUGCUAAAUAACUUGGGGAACGUCUGCAUUAACUGCAGACAGCCUUUCGUCUUCUCCGCGUCCUCCUAUGAGGUACUGCAUCUUGUCGAGUUCUAUUUGGAAGAUGGCAUCACGGAUGAAGAAGCUGUAGCUCUCAUUGAUCUUGAAGCUCCAAGAUUGAAUCAAAGAGAGAAUAAGUGGCAAGAGAUGAUGAGUGACAAUGCACAGAGUUUGAGGCUUGAUGACAAUACAGAUAUUAUUGAAGAUGAUGAUCCCUUUACAGCAAAACUGAGCUUUGAGCAAGGAGGCUCAGAAUUUGUUCCAGUGAUUGUGAAUCGUGCUGUUCUCCAGUCAAUGAGCCGGAGGGACGUCCUGAUUAAACGCUGGCCGAAGCCAUUGCGGUGGCAGUACUACCGUUCCCUGCUACCAGAUGCCUCCAUUACCAUGUGUCCGUCAUGUUUUCAGAUGUUUCACACAGAAGACUAUGAGCUUCUCGUACUCCAGCAUAAUUGUUGUCCAUUUUGUCGACGGAGAAUAGAUGAGUCAAACCAAUGAAGAAAAAGUGUCUUAUACCUCAACUGA